Drosophila gunungcola (fruit fly) is the source of this 1738-nucleotide messenger RNA. It is a transcript of the gene Cpr62Bb, whose product is annotated as larval cuticle protein A2B. Gene Ontology annotation, cellular component: extracellular matrix. NCBI's taxonomy places the organism in Eukaryota, Metazoa, Arthropoda, Insecta, Diptera, Drosophilidae. The transcript has 5 exons. The record is from RefSeq and is a predicted model, not a curated record. The coding region runs from base 183 to 767 and encodes 194 amino acids.
CUUCGCUGCCCGCGGCUUUCGCACAUUUCGCGCUUAUUUAAUGGAAACUUGCUUUUAGAAUCGCCACAGUAUUCCGGGCAGCUUUGCGGUGUUUGUAUCUGGUGCCGUUGAAUUACUACAACAAAUAUUUUCCUCGCUUCAAAAGCAUUUGAACCGAAAAGUUUAUAUUUCCCAAAAAUAAAAUGGCAAACUUCGUGUGCUUCGUGAUCCUUUCGUUGGCUCUGUUCGCCAGUGUUGCUGUGGCGAAGCCAGGAUACGCAUUGGACUAUUAUGACCAUCCCAAAUAUGCCUUUAACUAUGGAGUGGCGGAUCACACCACAGGAGAUGUUAAGUCGCAGCAUGAAACUCGAGAUGGCGAUGUGGUCAAGGGUCAAUACUCCUUGGUUGAGCCCGACGGUUCCAUCCGCACUGUGGACUACACGGCGGACUCCAUUCACGGCUUCAAUGCGGUGGUGACCAAGUCGGGACCCACUGUGCACGCCCAGGCGGUGGUGGCCAAUCCCAUUGUGGCCCAUAAGCCCAUUUUGGCCCACUACGAACCUCAGGUGGUGAAGCACGUGGCUCCGGUGGCUCAUCAUGCCCCACUGGUGGUGGCCUCCCCGGCGCCCUAUGGCAUGAACACAUAUCGCAUGCUUAAGCUAUUCAGGCGGCAUGCCAACUAUCUGAACAAUCAGUAUCGCAAAUUGCACCCAGACGAAGACGACUACAACAACGAUGAUGCUGACGAUGAUCUGGGUUUUGACGCUGAUUACUAUGCAGCCUACUGACAAAAGUUCUGUGAUCUGUCUGAAUCUCUUACCAUAAUUGCAUUGUAAUCUCAUCAUUUCUAGCUUGGGUGGCAGUGGUUGCAUUGGCAAUUUCAUUCAAUAAAUUGCAAUUAGUCUCACAUUUGUGGCCAGUCAGGCAACUAAGCUGAAUCAUGGCUUGUAAACUGGGUUGGAAAUGUGUAACAUCAUAUGGUUGACUAAUCCGCCGACGACACGCCCCUUUACAGUGGGUUACCUCACUUUGCUCCGAUCGUAGAUCGUAGCCCAAAGAUCUAGCUUUGUUUAUGCACUUUCGGUUUCGAAUUUCCCACACAGAUUAUGUCAGGUGCAUCAUCUUCCAAACGAAAAAAAUAAAAAAAAGACAAACAUCAACCGCAGCAUAAUUUUCACGAAAAUUGCCGCCGUUUCUUCUUCUUCUUCUUCUUCUACGGCACUUUUCCCUUCACCCAAAGACUUUAGCAUAAUUUUCUCAAUGUCGCAAUGCCUUGGGCCUGGGAAUACACCUGAAUACAUGGUUAAUACACACUUAUGUGAAUACUCAUAAUUGUUGUGGGUGCUGCGGUGCAAUUUUAAUUGAGAAUUAUCAGCAAAACGCACAGCGAAAGAAAUCAGCGCUUAAAACAAAAGACUUAGGCAACGAACUUGUUUGCAUACAAAAAAGCAAGGAGGCAAAGGAAAACAAAACCAAAUAAAACAAAAAAGAAAAACAGCACCUGUGACCAAUUGCCCUGACAAAUUCGUGCACAAAUAAAUUAUUUGCAAUGGGGCCUAAAGAAAUGGCAAAGAAAAUGCCUUGGUCAGCAUUGAAUUGUUACUUUAUUUGUCUUCGCCAGUUGAGCUACUUACCAACAAUGGCAAAACGGUUAACAGCUGUUACCGCAGUUAACUUCUUGUUUUUUUUUUGUCGGUCAUUAUUACAACAGCGCCGGAGAGCGAAAUAAAUUUAAGUCAGACACAAAAAAGCUAAAGUU